AUGGCCACGAACAGCUUCUCGUUGUCAGAGGUGCUUGCCGUCGCUAAGCGGCAUCCCUUCUACAAUCCUGACAUUCAAUAUCCGCCGGAUGCGAAGGCAGUACAGCAGGUCCGUGACUGGGUAAAUAACCACCAGACGAAAGUUGACCUUCGCUCCCAACCGUUGCUUCAUAAAAACAACAUCUACAAGACAGUGGAGCGGCUCACACAUGAUGCCAGUCCGGAAAAUGUGUACCGUGAGAGCUCAUACAUGAGCAUCACCGGUGGCGGGUCCGGUGGUGUACCAAUGAUGUUUGCCGUCGAUGUCCAUGAGAAUCGGCAACAAAGAGCUCAGAUGGGGAAGCUUCUCCAGAAUUGCAGAGUGAUCAGCCGUAAAGACUGGGUACUGUCUGUGCACAUGUCAGGGAGCUUUUACAGGUCCUUGGACUUAACGACGGAGAUCAUGGAGAACGCCGGGGCCACUGUGCUCAGCGCGGGGAAUUAUAUGCAGCUUGAAGAGGUCAUUCAAGCUCUGGCUCACUAUCAUGUCAACGUCUUGACUGGCGAUGCCAGUCAGAUCGUCCAAUUGGUCUGCUAUAUCUCCACACUACCCGUGGAAAGACAAAGUCAGAUCCAGGUCAACAAGAUUAUUUACUCAUCCGAGCCGCUGACGGGAGCGCAACGAUCAUUCAUUCGUGCGACUUUGGGGGACGUAAAGAUUUGUUCGGUCAUGGGGAGUGCAGAGGCCGGCCCGUGGGCCUUGAGUAGUCCAGAUCUAGUGGGCGAGAAGAACCUCACUGGCAGCACGAUGGACUUUGUCUUUGAUACCCGCGAUAUGGUUAUAGAAAUUCUCUCUCCUGCGGCUUUAGAUGAGGGAAACUCUCCCUCUGAUGUUGAGCCCCUGCCGUUAGGAGAAAUGGGGAUUAUAGUGCAGACCUCCCUGCGGCGUCUGCGCAAUCCACUCGUUCGCUAUAUCACUGGAGACCUGGGAUCCCUCCAUCCACUUCCCGAGAUGGCCAGCGCCGUAGUCCCCGAGAGUGAGCGGCAGUACCUGCGUGUGCUCCGGAUGCAAGGCCGUGACCGUCGCUUCAGCUUCAAGUGGGAUGGAGCCUACUUCGAGUUUGAAAAACUGAAAGCCCUGCUGCAGGCGGAGGAAUGUGGUAUCCUGCAGUGGCAGGUGAUACUUGGCCAGCUCGACUCCUCGCCACAGGCAACUCUGGAAGUCCGCUUGUUACGGGCUCCAUCCCGAGCAGAUGUUCUAUUAGAAGAGCAGUUGGUCAAGCGCUUACGCACGUUCUUCUUUGUUUUACCUGAGACUGAACAUGUAUUCCGCAUUGUAUUUGUGAAGGAUCUUGAUGGGUUUGAGCGGAGCUCUACAGCGGGGAAAGUUAUCAACUUUGUAGACCGUCUGCAGUGA
Messenger RNA from Aspergillus nomiae NRRL 13137, 1395 nucleotides. RefSeq lists its product as uncharacterized. The coding region runs from base 1 to 1395 and encodes 464 amino acids. The transcript has 3 exons. The record is from RefSeq and is a predicted model, not a curated record. NCBI's taxonomy places the organism in Eukaryota, Fungi, Ascomycota, Eurotiomycetes, Eurotiales, Aspergillaceae.